Ilex paraguariensis (yerba mate) is the source of this 2951-nucleotide messenger RNA. The record is from the annotation of a GenBank genome assembly. NCBI's taxonomy places the organism in Eukaryota, Viridiplantae, Streptophyta, Magnoliopsida, Aquifoliales, Aquifoliaceae.
ACGUACAAAAACGCUAGCUAACCUGAUCAUUCCGAAGAUACCAAAAAUGACGUCACCUCCCACCCUUCCACCACCCCUCCCUCCGCCGUCAUCGGACUCCGACUCCGAUACAGCCACCACUUCAAACCACGGCCACACCGACCUCUCCAACACCAUUUUCAAAUCCUACAUCGAGAUCACAGGCCAGUCAUCGCCGGACCUCUCCAAGAUCCAAUCUUUUCUCACCUCAUCGCGCUCUGGUGCUCUCUCAUGCCUUAUAUGCCUCGAACGCAUCAGACCCUCUGACCCCACCUGGUCCUGUUCCUCUCGUUGCUUCGCCGUCUUGCACCUCCUCUGCAUUCAGUCCUGGGCCCGCCAGUCCUCCGACCUCUCUGCCGCUCGCGCUGCCGCACGGGCCGCCUCCGUCGAUGAUCACUCUUUCUGGCACUGCCCGAAAUGUCGAAUUGAGUACCCGAAAAGCCAAAUUCCCAAAACAUACUUGUGUUUCUGUGGAAAACUUGAAAACCCACCUCACGAUCCGUGGAUUUUACCUCAUUCUUGUGGUGAAAUCUGCGAAAGGCCAUUGAAGUACAACUGUGGACAUUACUGUUUGCUGUUGUGUCACCCCGGUCCAUGUCCGGCGUGCCCGAAAUUGGUGAAAACCCGGUGUUUUUGUGGGGCUGUUGAGGAUGUUAAGCGGUGUGGAUUCAAGAAUUUUUCAUGCUAUGGGGUGUGUAAAAAGUUAUUGGAUUGCGGGAUUCACAGGUGUGGUGAGAUUUGCCAUGAGGGUGAGUGCCCACCUUGCCGGGCUCAAGGGGUUUAUAAGUGCCAAUGUGGGCAGGUGGAGGAGCAGAGAGAGUGUUAUGAGAGGGUUUUCAGGUGUGAAAUUCCAUGUCAGAGGUUGCUUGGUUGCGGGAAGCAUUUGUGUAGUAGAGGGUGUCAUCAGGGUGAGUGUGGUGAGUGCCCGCUUCAGGGGAAGCGGACAUGCCCGUGUGGGAAGCGAGUGUAUGAGGGAAUGGCUUGUGAUGUUGUAGUGCCGGUAUGUGGGGCAACUUGUGAUAAGAUGUUGCAGUGUGGCUUUCAUAGGUGCCCGGAGAGGUGUCACCGUGGACCGUGCAUUGAGACUUGUAGAAUUGUUGUUACCAAGUCGUGCAGGUGUGGGAGCUUGAAGAAACAGGUUCCUUGUUAUCAAGAUUUGGCAUGUGAAAGGAAGUGUCAGAGACAACGAGAUUGUGGACGCCAUGCUUGUAAGCGUCGCUGCUGUGAUGGGGACUGCCCACCUUGCUCAGAGAUUUGUGACAGGAGGCUUCGGUGUAAGAAUCACAAAUGCCCUUCUCCGUGCCACAGAGGUGCUUGUGCUCCUUGCCCCAUCAUGGUGAAAAUUUCUUGUUUUUGUGGGGAUACACACUUUGAGGUUCCCUGUGGCACGGAGAAAGAACAAAAGCCUCCACGAUGUCCAAGGCCAUGUCAUAUUGCUCCUUUAUGCAAUCAUGGAUCAAAAUGCAAGCCUCACAGGUGCCAUUAUGGAGCUUGUCCCCCUUGUCGGCUCAUUUGUGAUGAGGAGUAUUCAUGUGGUCACAAGUGCAAAUUAAGGUGCCAUGGCCCUAAACCACUUCCUAAUCCAGAAUUUGCAUUGAAACCAAAGAAAAAGAAGCCAAAUCAUCAGAGUGAAUGUACUCCUGGUUCAUUAUGCCCUCCUUGCUCGGAACUUGUUUGGAGGUCAUGUGUUGGCCAUCACAUAGGAGCUGAGAGGAUGAUGGUUUGCUCAGCAAGAGCAGAAUUUUCUUGUGACAAUCUUUGCGGGAACCUUCUGCCUUGUACCAAUCAUUAUUGCACUUACACAUGCCAUACCCUGAAGAGUCGGUCUUUAACAUCCGGUCAGCAUGAAAGAGACUUGUCUUGUGAAGUGUGUAAUCUUCCUUGCCAAAAGGAGAGGCAGCCUGCCUGUCCACAUCCCUGUCCUCUGCUUUGUCAUCCUAGUGAAUGUCCUCCUUGCAAAGUGCUGAUCAAGCGUUCAUGUCAUUGUGGUUCCAUGGUCCAUGUUUUUGAGUGUAUGUAUUACAACAGCUUGUCUGGUGAGGAGCAAAUGAAGGUUCGCUCAUGUCGGGGUCCUUGCCAUAGAAAGCUAGCCAAUUGUACACAUCUCUGCCCGGAGAUAUGUCAUCCUGGUCAAUGCCCAUCACCUGACAAAUGCUCUAAAAAGGUUACUGUUCGGUGUGGAUGCCAAAACUUGAAAAAGGAGUGGUUAUGUCAAGAUGUACAAGCAGCGUAUCGCAAUACUGGUUAUGAUCCCAAAGAUAUCUCUAAAAGUAACUAUGGGCUAUCACUUCUUCCAUGUAACUCAGAUUGCAAGAGUAAAGUAAAGGUUCCUGAUUCAGAGUUACUACUCCGUAAAUCUAAAGUUGUGGAGAUGAAGCCACCAGACACUGAAAACAAUGUUCCAAAGCGUAGAAAAAGACGGGAUAGGGUCCGUGAAGACAAGAAAAUUUCAACACUACAGAAAAUCAUUGCCACCACGCGUAAGCUGGUUCUGGUUGUUACCAUUCUGGUGGCUCUGUUUGCAUCAGCGUAUUACGGUUACAAGGGCCUAUUUUGGCUCUCUGAUUGGAUGAAUGAAGUUGAAGUACAAAGACAAAGAAGAAAAUAUCCAUGAGUCUGAUCAAUCUCGAGCUAUUUUAUACUUCAUUUGACUUGAUUUCACAUAACGGUUAGUGGCAUAUACUUCUAUAGGAAUUGGAUUCCCUCAGAAAUUCUUUAUUUAUUUGUUUUCUGUGGCAAGUUUGGAAAUGAUUACUCACGAGACAUGUUGUGGAAGUUUAAGAGUGGUUAGAAUUUUGUAUUCUUGUUUAUUAGUCCCAAACGGAAGAGUAUUUUGACUUCUGUACAAAAAUAAUGCAUCAUGUAUUGCCAACUCUUCAAAGUAAUCCUUGUACCCUACUUAUUCUUGGCUUGGUGCAGAAGGUUCCUUUUAU